Messenger RNA from Psilocybe cubensis, 3312 nucleotides. RefSeq lists its product as uncharacterized. Lineage: Eukaryota; Fungi; Basidiomycota; Agaricomycetes; Agaricales; Agrocybaceae. The transcript is spliced from 10 exons. The record is from RefSeq and is a predicted model, not a curated record. Gene Ontology annotation, biological process: translational initiation. Gene Ontology annotation, cellular component: eukaryotic translation initiation factor 3 complex. Gene Ontology annotation, molecular function: RNA binding; translation initiation factor binding; translation initiation factor activity. Bases 1 to 3312 code for a protein of 1103 amino acids.
AUGUCGUCCUACGCCUCUGUCGCUGCCCACAAUGCGCCUCCCCCGGAACGCCAGCCCCAGCCAGACCCCGCCCUCCUCAAUACUGAAUCCCCGUCCCACCCCAAUCUCGCCGACGACACCGCCAAGCUAAAUAUCGUCGCUCCCGAUUUCAAGCAGGAUCCCCAUACCUUCACCUCCGAAUCCAACAUCCCUGUAGAUCAAGAAGAGACACAAAAUCUCCUCAAUGGACACGACAACCCUACAUCUCCUCGAAAGGUCAACAAAAGGAAACCCCUUGCUGAAGAAGAGGCAGAAGAUUUGUGGACUACAGUCAAAAAAUAUUUGAUCAGACCAGGCGUGGCUGGUGGGCUGAUUGGUCUAGUCAAUAUCGGAUUGAUUGCCUCGGUUGGCCGAGCGUUCUAUACACAGCCUCAUUUACGGCGCGAUUCGCGCACCAUAUGCUCUGUCGCUGGUGCUUCUAUUGCUCUUCUAUCCAUCGAGGGGUAUGCUGCCGAACAAUACAGGCAAACACCGUACGGCCGAAAAGAAGAAGAGAGGGCAAGGAAGGAAGGAGCACUCAUCUUCCAGCAUCUCCAUGAACAAAUUUUACGACCUCGGGUUUUAGGAGGAGCCGUUGGUAUAGUGAACACAGCGAUCCUGGGCACAAUCGGAUAUUUCUCAUAUGCAAACUGGGACCGAACAUGGGAUAAGAGACUGGUUUCCGCUGUUACUAUUGGAAUACUGGCCCUCUGGAGCGGAGAAGGACAAGCAGGCGAUUCUGACUCUGACUCCUCCUCAGACUCGGAGGAGUCAAUGUCCAGCGGAGAGGAUGAGGCACCCCAAAAACCUGCAAUCACCUCAAAACAGCCUGCGAUGUCCCGUUUCCUUCGCACAGCUGGCUCCGAUUCCAGUGACUCAGACUCAGAUUCUGACGAAGACGAAUCAGAUAGCGAUGGUGACCGGCAAGAUGACGACGAGAGCGAAGAGGACGAAGAUAAACCUACGAUUCGCAUUCUUAGUGCUGUUGACAAGCGCUUGAAGGAGAUGGAGGCUACAGGCAAGGCCAUGGAGAAUGCAGUCAAAAUCAACGAUUGGAUGGCGAUAUCUAACGAAUUCGAUAAACUUGUCCGUAUGGUCCAAAGGCAACACAACCUCUCUGAGCCAAUACCCGCCUUCUACAUCCGUACCCUUGUCAACCUCGAGACUUCGAUUAACACGGCUCUGCAAAAGGAAAAAGAGGCAAAGAAAAAAAUGAACGUCUCAAAUGCCAAAGCUCUCACAGCCAUGAAACAGAAGAUCAAGAAAGCUAUCAAGGACAAUGAAUCCGAAGUCAGAAAAUACCAAGAGGAUCCAGAGGUUUUUGAACGGGAGUACCUCGCUCUUAUUUCCCGAGAUGCUGCUCCAGCGACUGCCCCUCGCGCUGCCCGCACAGCUGCUGGAGCUACCUCCGACCAGGUCGACGAGUUCACCACUGUCGGGAAGGGUGGAAAGGCACAACAGUACACUUCGGAGAGCAUCUUCAAGGACUUGCAAGCCGUGCAGGAAGCGCGUGGUAAAAAGAACACCGACCGUGCAGAGCAAAUCCGCAUUCUCGAAAUUCUCGUGGACGUUGCCGCGACUUCUUACCAACGAAUCCGAGUUCUUCUUGCCCUCAUCUCGUCCCGGUUCGACUACAAUUCGUCCAUCUCCAGCCACAUGCCCACCGAACUGUGGUUGUCCGCCCAGCGUGAGGUGGACCAGCUUGUUUCUAUCGUCGCCGCGGACCCCAAUUACUCUAUUCAAGAAAUGACGGAAGAUUACGAUGAGCUUGUAGAACGCACACCUGCUACUGAGAAAGGAAUUGUCCGUAUCCGCGGUUCCAUCAUCAGUUUUGUAGAUCGCUUGGAUGACGAAUUUACACGAAGUCUACAAAAUAUUGACCCUCAUGGUACCGAAUACGUCGAUCGAUUGAAGGACGAGAAGGUUUUAUACUGUACCAUUUGCCGUGCUCAAGCCUUCUAUGAGAAGACCUCACAGAGCGAGCCUCUCGGACGAGUUGUUAUGAGACGUUUGGAACAUAUCUACUCCAAGCCUGAUGCCGUUGUUCAAGCACUCGAGGCUGCUGCUGAUAGUUCCGAAGUCCAGCCUUCCAUGACUCUUGCCAAGCAGAAGACGACGUCUGCUCUCGUUCACUCCCUUUGUGUCUACCUCUAUAAAUCUGGGAACUCUUUGCUCAGGACAAGGGCAAUGCUUAGCCACAUUUAUCACCAUGCAUUGCAUAAUGAUUUCCAUACUGCCCGUGAUAUGCUUCUCAUGUCGCAUCUGCAGGAGUCUAUUCACUCCGCAGAUGUUGCCACUCAAAUUCUAUACAAUCGCACCGUCGUGCAGCUGGGACUUUGCGCAUUCCGAUCUGGCCUCAUUAAGGAAGCUCAAACGACUUUGCAGGAUAUUUUUACAACCCAGCGUGUCAAAGAACUUCUUGCCCAGGGCGUUCACCAGCAGCGAUUCCAAGUUAUGACCCCUGAGCAAGAGAAAGCGGAAAAGCAGAGACAACUGCCCUUCCAUAUGCACAUCAACACAGAGCUUCUCGAAGCCGCCUUCCUAGUCUCGAGUAUGCUCGUGGAGAUCCCCCUCUUGGCAAGCAUCGAUUCGGAAGAACAAAAACGCAAGGUUAUCUCGAAACCUUUCCGCCGCCUGCUCGACUUUGCUGAUCGUCAAGUUUUUACUGGCCCCCCUGAGAGUACAAGGGAUCAUAUCAUGCAGGCUAGUAAAGCCCUUCAGGAUGGCGAAUGGGAAAAAUGCCGUGAUCUGAUUCAGAGCAUCAAAAUUUGGAGUCUUAUGCCCGAAGCUGCAAAAGUCAAAGAAAUGCUGGCCAAACGUAUUCAGGAGCAAGGAUUGCGCACAUAUCUGUUUACUUAUGCUCCUCAUUACAGCACUCUUUCGCUCUCUUUGUUGUCGAGGACAUUCUCGCUGCCUCUUCGUGCAGUAACCUCCAUCGUUUCCAAGAUGAUUUGGAACGAAGAGCUUUCAGCUUCGUUGGACCAGUCUGGUGGCGUUGUCGUCUUUCACAGGAUCGAGCUUUCCCGCUCCCAGCAGCUAGCCCAGAUUAUAUCUGAAAAGGUGGCCGCAAUGGUCGAUCAAAAUGAAAAGACAUUGGAUAUCAGGAUGGGAGGUACGGGAGGAUGGGGUGAACGAAACGACGGCAACAAAAACGAGAAGCGUGGAGAGCAAACUCAAGAACGCCGAGGUCGUGGAGAAAGAACUAGGGGUGCCCGUGGCGGAGCUCGUGGAAGAGGAGCUCGAUUUUCGCAGGGACUCGGAAAUCAAAUGCCCAACGGACAAAGAGGGCAGUAG